This is a messenger RNA of Alternaria viburni, 510 nucleotides long. RefSeq lists its product as uncharacterized. Lineage: Eukaryota; Fungi; Ascomycota; Dothideomycetes; Pleosporales; Pleosporaceae. The coding region runs from base 1 to 510 and encodes 169 amino acids. The record is from RefSeq and is a predicted model, not a curated record. The transcript is spliced from 2 exons.
AUGUCUAUACAGUCUAUGUUGGGAGCACAUUCGCUCGUUGCUGCUGGCAUCGGAAUUGGCGACGUUGUCACCUUAUGUACGCUUUCUUCGAGAGUAGGCAACUGGCUCUCAGCUGAGUCAGGCGACCAAACUCUUCUAAACCUUCUCGAGGAAGACGAGACGAGCAUUCUUAGACGAAAGGGUGUCAUCGACAUCAUGCGCUUCCAAAGCCGGUGGGGACGUCGUCUCAGACUUCUGCAAAAUGGUGUGCCCAAGAGAAUAGAAGGCGACACGGUUGAAAAGCUGCUCAAGAGCUCGUCUCGUUUCACUGCCAUGAUGACAUGCAUUGUCGCAGCACUGGACGCAUUCACGACGGACUCUACAGUCCGAUACAUCAUGAAGAUUUUCCUCCAGCGCUUGAUACCAACGUCAGAUAUCAACGAAGACGCUAUUGUCUCACAGCUGACAACACGUAUCAACUCUUGGAGGAGCUCUGGCGCGUCCGGAACUCUCUACUCGACAAAGGGCUGA